GCAGGAAGUACAUUGAAUGCGCACUCACUUCUCAUCGGAGGUUGGACACAGGCAGCUGACAAGUUUAUAAAUACAAUCGGGGUUCUGUGAAACACAAUAAAGGUUGGUUUAAAAACACUGGCAAUAGCAAAGGUGAAAUAGUUGUCCGUUAUGAGUUUCUUCGGCUUCGGGCAGAGUGCGGAGGUCGAUAUCGUUCUAAAUGAUGCCGAAACGAGAAAGAAAGUCGAACACAAGACCGAAGAUGGGAAGAAAGACAAGUACUUUCUCUUCUACGACGGAGAGACGGUGAGCGGAAAAGUGAACGUCACUCUCAAAAAUCCAGGAAAAAGACUCGAGCACUAUGGCAUCAAGAUCGAGUUUAUUGGACAGAUCGAAUUGUACUAUGACAGGGGAAACCACCACGAGUUUGUGUCGUUGGUGAAAGAUCUUGCUCGACCUGGUGAACUCACUAACUCCCAGUCGUUUGACUUUGAGUUCACUCACGUGGAGAAACCCUACGAGACCUACACGGGCCAGAACGUCAAACUGAGGUAUUUUCUCCGCGCCACCAUCAGCAGAAGACUCAAUGACGUCAGUAAGGAGAUGGACAUUGUGGUCCACACUCUCAGUACAUAUCCAGAGCUCAACUCCUCCAUCAAGAUGGAGGUCGGCAUCGAAGACUGUCUUCACAUCGAGUUUGAGUACAACAAGUCCAAGUAUCACCUGAAGGAUGUGAUCGUGGGGAAGAUUUACUUCCUGCUUGUGAGAAUAAAGAUCAAGCACAUGGAGAUUGACAUCAUCAAGAGGGAAACCACGGGAACGGGUCCCAGCGUGUAUCAUGAGAACGACACCAUUGCCAAGUAUGAGAUUAUGGAUGGUGCACCUGUUCGAGGAGAAUCGAUUCCCAUCCGAUUAUUCCUGGCGGGCUACGAGAUGACGCCCACCAUGAGGGACAUCAACAAGAAGUUCUCCGUGCGCUACUACCUCAACCUGGUGCUCAUCGACGAGGAGGAGAGGCGCUACUUCAAGCAGCAGGAGAUCACCCUCUGGAGAAAAGGGGACAUCGUCAGAAGAAGCAUGUCCCAGCAGGCCACCAUAGCCUCGCAGAGAUUCGAGAGCCCCUCCGAGAGAGUGCAGGAGCCAGCGAAGGAGAAGGAGGACAGCAGCUAGGCUGGAGCCCGAGUCCAAGCGAGGGGCCCCCGAUGGAGCCCGGGUCCGAGGGGGGGGGGCCCCGAGGGGCGGCCUCUCAGCGCUAUCGUCGUCACUGUUCUGGUAGCUUCCAGUUUUUGUGUAAUUCUAGCUGCUUCAAAAGGGAUCAGAGGAAUCAGAUACUUCCCCCCCAUAGCACCUCACUCUCGACAGGCUCUGGAACUCAGCCGGAUGUGAGCCGAAGCCCGUCCGGAGUGAGCUGGUAUGGGGGGCAGCCAUGUGGGAAUAGCUAACGGGGGACAGCCUGUGUGGGCCUCUCAGGUGAUCAAGUGAAGUUCUUUGUAAUGUGAGCUUAGUUUUGUACAACUUGGAUCUGAAAAAAAUAUGCAACAUAAAAAAAAGAGGGUGUACUCAACAGCCCCCUCUAGAGGAUGUACUCAACAGCACCCCCUAGAGGGUGUACUCAACAGCACGCUCUAGAGGGUGUACUCAACAGCACCCUCUAGAGGAUGUACUCAACAGCACGCUUCUAAAUUGAACAAACCUUUUCUUUUCUCAUGUAUGGGUUGGAAUGUAUAGUAUAUUUUUGAUACGUUUAACUCCACGUGCACCCGCCCCAUUCCGCGCCCGUUGUAUUGUAGGAGAGAGAGAGAGAGAGAGAGAGAGAGAUGUUGCGUUCUCUGUUUAAACAUUCCAUUAGAGAAACAUGUAUACCCCAGGCAUUCCCAUCUGACCUUCAUAAUCAUGUUCAUUUUAAGGAUACUAUUUUUUUUUGCACUAACAAUUUAAGUAUGCUUUGCUGUCCUUUCUAGUGUUCUGUGGCUAUUCCAUGUGAAUCUGCACUGGGGAAACGAGUGUGUGAACCUUGACCCCAGGGUCGUCUCCGCGGCGACACCCUGCAGGUCCUGGAUCAGUUGACUAACAUUCUGCGGGACUUAGGGCUUCGACCAUUGUAUAGAGCUGGACAUACAAACAUGUGAAUACUUAAAAAAGAAAAAAAUAUCUACUAUUUUGUUUCUUUGUUGACCUCUGUCUUUUAAAACUGUCUUUUAAAUCCAGUACCUUCUGCAAUGACCUUUCUGAUUCUCUGAGACAAAGGUAUUUUGUUUUGCCGUACGAGUAGGGUUGUCUUCAAGAGCAAGUAGCCAAAAAAAAAAAAAAAAAAACACAAAAGACAAAAGCAAUCAAUCGUGAGGCUUCCACUGCUCGAUGCGCUUGUUUUUGUAAGGCAUUUACACUUUUAUUACCAUACACAUAUACUGAAAGCACAGAGGAGGCUCUCUCGCUCGUACGUACCUUACUGAUUACUGUUGACAGUAUUCUAAUACGAAUUAUGUGUACAUGUGUCCAGUCUUAAGAAUUAACAAAGAAUCUAGACCAGUCGACUCCGACUGGAGGUAGGAUAAGUCACCUGGUAGUAAUGUGUGUGUGUGUGUGUGUGUGUGUGUAUGAGAGAACACUUCUGAAAUUACUCAUAUAUAUAUAACCUCUUGCUCUUCUGUGUGUGUGUGUGGGAGUGUAACACGACUCUGUGAGUGUGUUGUCUCUUGCCGCAGUGAGGCUCUGCUGCCCCCUGUCUGUGUGGAGGCCGGAGGAGCCCUCUGGUCAAAUAAACUUCUAAUCUGUCAACUCAAA
This is a messenger RNA of Clupea harengus (Atlantic herring), 2763 nucleotides long. It is a transcript of the gene vps26b, whose product is annotated as VPS26, retromer complex component B. The record is from RefSeq and is a predicted model, not a curated record. Gene Ontology annotation, biological process: intracellular protein transport. NCBI's taxonomy places the organism in Eukaryota, Metazoa, Chordata, Actinopteri, Clupeiformes, Clupeidae.